Molecule: messenger RNA, 1650 nt
Organism: Mangifera indica (mango)
Lineage: Eukaryota; Viridiplantae; Streptophyta; Magnoliopsida; Sapindales; Anacardiaceae
Product: protein phosphatase 2C 37-like
Exons: 3
Coding region: 175-1395 (406 amino acids)
Biological process (GO): protein dephosphorylation
Cellular component (GO): nucleus; cytosol
Molecular function (GO): protein serine/threonine phosphatase activity; cation binding
Source: RefSeq, a predicted model, not a curated record
CUCUUCAUUUCUGCGAGAGAUCUCUCAUAUCUCUUUUGUCUCUUCUUUGUCUAUAGAAACGCAUUAUUCAUUUCUUCCUUCAAUAUAUCUGUAGAGUACUGAAUCUAAUUGAUUAAAGCGUUUGAGUCGGAGUUAUAAACUUGAAGUUGUGUUUCAUUAUAUUCUUAGACUUCAAUGGCUGGGAUUUGUUGUGAAGUUGUUGGUGAGAGUGAGCCAGUUGCACCAGUUGAACCAAGCUCACGAACAUCCAGGCGGAGGAGGUUAGAGAUACGGCCUUUUAAGUUGGUGGCUGACGCUGCCGUACAACUCCCCACGCCGUUAGAAAAGGGUCGGAAACGACGAAGGCUCGAACUUUUAACACCUUUACCACAAAAGAAUUCUGAAGCGAACAAACUUGAGCGAAGCUGUUUUGUUAAUUACGAUGAAGUUAAUACAAAUGAAGCGUUGAAUUUAAGCUCCCGUACAAAUCUGGUAGACGAUGAAGGAGAGGAGAGUCCCAAAUUUGGGAUCACAUCAGUUUGUGGAAGAAGACGAGACAUGGAAGACGCAGUUUCGAUUCGCACGUCGUUUUAUACGUAUAAACGCAGCGUUUCAGCUAAAACGCACUUCUUUGGCUUAUUUGAUGGCCACGGUUGCUCACAUGUGGCGAUGAAGUGUAAAGAUCGGUUACAUGAGAUUGUUAAAGAAGAGCUCGAAGCUUGUAAAGAAGAAGAAACGGUGGAGUGGAAGGAGGCUAUGGAGCGAAGCUACGAGAGAAUGGAUAAAGAAGUUCAAGGUUUGACGGAGAAGUCAACGAUUUCGAGCUGUAGAUGUGAGCUCCAGACUCCUCAAUGCGACGCCGUUGGAUCCACAGCUGUUAUCGCCGUUGUCACUCCAGAUGAGAUUGUCGUCUCCAAUUGUGGGGACUCUGGCGCUGUCCUCUGCCGCAACGGCGUUGCAGUCCCCCUCUCCAAGGAUCAUAAGCCGGAUCGACCCGAUGAGUUGCUCCGAAUCCAAGCGGCGGGUGGCCGGGUCAUCUACUGGGAGGGACCACGUGUCCUCGGUGUUCUAGCUAUGUCAAGAGCAAUUGGAGACAGCUAUUUGAAGCCAUACGUUAUUCCGGAACCGGAGGUGACGGUGACGGAGCGGACGGCGGAGGAUGAGUGUUUGAUUCUGGCGAGCGACGGGUUAUGGGACGUGGUGUCGAACGACACAGCCAUUAACGUCGUGCGCACGUGUUUCCGAGCGCACAAAACAUCUAUUUGGCCACUCAGAUCGGCGGAAAGUGACGUGGCCGGAGGGCAGAGUUCCGAUAAAGCCUGCUUGGAUGCGUCAAUUCUUUUGACGAAAUUGGCCCUGGCUAGAAAUAGUAUGGACAACGUGAGCGUUGUCGUUGUUGAUUUGAGAAAAAAUUGACAGCAACAGAAGACGCAGUCUACGGAAAAUCGUACGUAAAACUAGUUUUCCGAUCGGAAUUUAAAAAAUAUAAUUGUAAUUUGCAGGUUUGUUAUUCCAAUGAGGCAGAAUCAUGUUCAGUGUCUCUCGUUAGAAACGGUGAAGGAAUCUGCAACAAGAAUUGCAGAAAUGGGAAUUGUUUACUGUAUUUCGCGAAAGAUAUAUUAAUGAAAUAUUAUUGAAUGCCCUUCAAUGCAAAAUGGGAUUUUCCUUUUA